Vicia villosa (hairy vetch) is the source of this 2695-nucleotide messenger RNA. RefSeq lists its product as uncharacterized. The record is from RefSeq and is a predicted model, not a curated record. NCBI's taxonomy places the organism in Eukaryota, Viridiplantae, Streptophyta, Magnoliopsida, Fabales, Fabaceae. The transcript has 14 exons. The coding region runs from base 350 to 2179 and encodes 609 amino acids.
UUUUCAAAAUGUAACAUAAAUAUGAAGAGACCAGACUAAUGCACGCCAUAAGAGAACCUCGUCCCCACCUAUUACACAAGGCUAAUGCAUGCAAGAAAUGAACCAAUAAUUCUGCACAAGUCACUGUAUAUGACGUGACAAGACUCUGCAGGGAAUCUCGUCCCCACCACCGACAUGAAGUGACAAGACUCUGCAGGGAAUCUGGUCCCCACCACAGACUUGACGGGACAAGGCUCUGCAGGGAAUCUCGUCCCCACCACAGACAUAAAGUGACAAGACUCUGCAGGGAAUCUCGUCCCCACCACCGACAUGAAGUGACAAGACUCUGCAGGGAAUCUCGUAAUAACCUAUGCAUUUUGGCUAUAAAUAUGUUCCCAAACUUGUUCAUUUUCUUCAUCACCUCUUAUACUAUCAUCAGAGCAACUUAGCAUCAGAGCAACUUUGUGUUUCAUCAUCAACAAACAUGUCUCUCCUAACUAUGGGUCAAGAGCACCGAGGCACCAUUGCAAACAUUGCGACCUAUGAUGUCACGAGAUUUAGGACCCGUGCUGGUAAGAUGAUUGCUCCUGACCCUUUGAUUGUGGACUACGUUAAACGUGCGGGAUUUGGUGAGGUAAUGAACUUAACACAUACCUCAGUUGAUAUGAAGUUUAUAUUAGCAUUGUGUGAGCGUUGGAGGCCUGAGACUCAUACUUUUCACCUUCCAAUGGGUGAAUGUACCGUCACUCUAGAGGACGUGUACAUGUUGUUGGGUCUCAGAACAAAUGGAAAGGCAGUGUAUGGAAAUGUCCAACAACCAAACGCCCUAUGCGUCGAAUUGUUGGGUGUGGAUUUAAUAGAGGGUGAGGGGCAACAAAGGGGUAGGGGCCAAGGUAUAAAGCUUGCUGGCCUUCAGGAAGCUUAUGUUGGGAUUCAAUUGGAUCAGUUUUCUGACGAAGAAACUAUACUGCGGAAAACUAGGAUGUAUAUUAUGUUGUUGUUUGGUAGGUUUCUAUUUCCCGAAGGCACGGGAAAUAGUGUUAAUUUUAUGUACUUGUGUUUACUUGGGGACAUUGAUGCAAUAAAGACAUAUAGCUGGGGUUCGGCUGUGUUGGCAUACCUAUAUAGUUCCUUAUGCAAAUGUGCAAAAAAGGAUGUUUGUACAUUUAGUGGAUGUGCAUUCUUGCUACAAACAUGGGCAUGUACGGUUGAUCCGUUGAAAGAACCUCCGAUGUCGCAGCAGCAAGUUCCCUGGUCGGUGCAUCAAAUGUUAUUGGAACUGUUAUUGCUUCCUUUGAUGGACAAGCAAGGGAGGAAAAGUCUCCCUAUCACGAGUUUUACGGGGAUGGUUGCUUCUAUGUUGCUUCUUUCUCUCACUUUUGAUGAUACGAUUCGAUUGAUUCAGGACUCUCCGUUAGCCGUUUCGGCUUUUUUUAUUGGGGGUGUUAGUCUGAACAUUUUUAUGUGCAGGUUUCAGUUUUCUUGGAAUGGUCGGUGCAUCAAAUGGAAUAUCUCUUUCCUGCUCAGGUGCAAAUCUGAACUCAAUUGCAUUGUCAGCCAUUGUGCAAAGAUAAAUUUAGAACUUAUUAAGUGUUACAUUCAACCAGUUUCAACCCCUAAAGAUAAUGGUCUAAGCUGGAGUAAACGGGGAGAAUGUGCCAAUUAUGACGUUGACUCUGUGAUUACAAUUGCUGCUGCAUUUUUGAGUUGUAUGAACUCUACAGAAGCUGAUGAUCCAUGCCCUCUGGCUGCAGUUCGUUGCUUACGUACUAUUAGCACAAUCCUUGAAACAGUGAGCAGGUUGCCUCACUUUUUUGUUCAACUUAUCUCUGAUUGUUCCGUGCAUUUGUUUCCUCCCGCAACUCAUCUGAAAUCACAUGCUGGAUUCAUGUCAGGAUGCUCAGGACUAGAAGUCGUUCCUGGUCCUCAUCUUCCUCAGAUUGACUUCCUCAACAGAAUAAAUGAAGAAAACCAGAAGAGAUAUGAUGAAAAUGAUGCAAGAAUCAAAGAGUCUCUGUUGGUGAAGAAGUUGCUUGAGCAAUCUAAAUUGAAUAAAGAGAAGAAUAGUAAAGAAAUAGAGAACAAGUACUGCUUACGUGGUGCAGAAUGGGGAGUUUGUGAUUGUUCAGCAGAAGGAAUGACAAUAGAUGAGAGGGAUAAAUUCAUAGCAAUGUUGAAAGAUAAGGUUGGAGAAAAGUAAUAUGGUGCUGCUAGAUCAUAGAAAAGAUACAAGGUUUCUAAUAUAUUGUUAUCAAAAGGUCGACUGACAUCAAGGGAAGAAACAAUUUUAGGUCUCUUGAAGAGUUUCAAAAUUUUGUUUUUGAAUCUUAUUUGUUAUAAUAGUAUUGUAAUUUCUUUACUAGCUGGGGAUUCUAUUAUUCAUUUUGAGUACUGGCUUAGUCAUUUAGUUGUUGUAAGUUUCAGUUUCAAUAGGUUAGUAAUGAGUUAAUAGGUUAUUAGUAAGUUUCAGUUUCAAUAGGUUAGUAAUGAGUUAAUAGGUUAGUAGUAAGUUUCAGUUUCAAUUGUAAUCUCCAUUUUUGUCUUCCUGUUUGGUUUAAUAGGUUAGUAAUGGUUUAUUAGGUUAUUUAUUUCAUGAACUUCAUUUGUAUUUGAUUUUGAGCAUCAUUGUAGUUUCUACAUUGCCCACAUGGGAGGCUGUGCUGUAAUAGAGUAUUAUCUUUAUUUGUUGUUUCAUGUGAGCAUUAUCUUGCUCAUU